AUGCCAAAAUCGGGAAAUGACCACUCCGUUAUCAUAUCUCGUUUUACAGGCAACGAAACAACAUCACAACUCGGGUUACUUCGGCGAAACAGGGUGUCGCUUUCUCUCUCCCUGAACAAGUUUUCCGUCAACGAUAGUUAUUUAAAUCUCCAUAUAUCCGUGUCUCCCUUCAUUAUCACAAUGCUCCGCUAUGCUUUAUUACUCUACUUGUUCGCCAGCGUAUUCGCUGAGUCAGUUCAUUGGCAAUGGCGAGAACUGAUCUGUAAAACUAAAGACGAAAAGAACAAUAAGGAAGCUUCGGAUUGUGAAGUACUACUCAAGGAGAGCGAAAAUGAUCAGAAUGGCAGAAAAGUGCCUUUGAACACUUGUUUCGAUGAAGACUCCAAUGGGCAACCUCGUCACUAUUGCAACAUUCUCUGCCCCGGAGCCGCUACUGCAUACCGUAUCACAAGAUAUCCCCAGAACCACAGAGAUUGCUUCACACAUCUGACUUAUCGUCUUGAAAAACGCGGAGAGAACUUCUUGAUGUGGAGGGAGGGGAAGUGCCGUACAACAGACAUUCAAUUCACAAUUCGUUGUGAAUUUACGUCUGCUCGUGCCGACUUCAUGAGCGACGGGGAACUUUUUGCCAAUGCGAGAAAUGUUCUUUCAUGA
Haemonchus placei is the source of this 654-nucleotide messenger RNA. NCBI's taxonomy places the organism in Eukaryota, Metazoa, Nematoda, Chromadorea, Rhabditida, Trichostrongylidae. The record is from the annotation of a GenBank genome assembly.